This is a messenger RNA of Cheilinus undulatus (humphead wrasse), 669 nucleotides long. RefSeq names its product zymogen granule membrane protein 16-like. NCBI's taxonomy places the organism in Eukaryota, Metazoa, Chordata, Actinopteri, Labriformes, Labridae. The coding region runs from base 1 to 522 and encodes 173 amino acids. The record is from RefSeq and is a predicted model, not a curated record. The transcript has 3 exons.
AUGCUGUACGUUGUCCUCUUCACUCUGCUCGGCUCUGCCUCUGUGCUGGCUGAUGGCAUGCCUCCACUCUACUCCUUCUCCCCCACCGUGGGCUCAGGAAGUGGCACCUCAUACAGUCUGUCAGGAGAGGGCAGAAUCACUGGAGUCAGGGUGUGGGAGAGGUAUAACAGCUACAUCUACGGCUUCCAGUUCCGCUAUGGCUACAUCUGGUCUGAAGUUGUUGGCUUCAACAGGGGAGAUCUCCAGGAGAUGGAGCUGUUUGACGGCGAGGCCAUUGUUCAGGUCUCUGGGAAGUUUGGCCACUACGUCCAGUCAGUGGUGUUCACCACCUCCAGAGGCCGCACGCUGCGAGCCGGUCAGCCCUCAGGGAGAUAUUUUAACUUUUAUCCAGAGCACAGCAUGGCUGAGCUGUGCAUCAUCAGCGGGAGCUACCACGGAGCCAUCACCGCCAUAGGGGCGCACUGGGCCGUCAUUCCUGAUCCGUACAGAAACAGAAACAGCAACAGCACUGCUCUGAUGUGAGAAGUCUAUACAAAAAUGUAAUAUACUGAUGACUUAUAGGUUUACCGUCCAGUUUGAUCAUGAAUAAUUUUGCUAAAAAUAUUGUUUUUCUUAAAUGAUCAUUCUUUGUUUAAAGCUCCUUUGUAUUUAUAAGUCACAAAAGAUAAC